GACUUACACAAGUUUUUUUCUUUAUACAUUGUAUCAAACAAGGUUGGAAGAAAAAAAAAUCUCAGAAAAUUUCCUAUUUCUUAUACCACUUAAGGUUUAACCCUUGAGUUCACAUAUAGCGUGCAAAGAGUAUAAAUUAUCUUACCAAUUUGUCGAUAUCCUAUAAUUCUGACCGACCAAAAUUAUAACGCGACAGAUGUUCAUAAAUUAGUAUGAGCACUUGUAUUUCAAUCGAUUUUUACCCGAAGGUACCGUGCUACCUUGGACAAUUUAAAGUAAUUGUAUGUAAUUUUCUCUACUUAUAAUGUUAUAAGCUUCUUGGAAACGAAUGAACAAUGUUUCAUUUCUUCUGUGACAUUAAUAUCUUCAACUAUUCUCAAGACCAAAAGCCUAUAGGGAAUAGCUAUCGGUUGAUGACUCCUUGGUGAUACUGAAAUAAAUUUAUAUCGGUCUUAAAUUAAUUUAUAAAUUGAUAUUAAAAUGUUUAAUGAUCAAUCAACAACGUUUGAUUUUGUAUCAUUUGAAAGUUUUUUUCAUACUGAAAUUCGGAUAUUGCGAUGCAUGGGAUUGUCAUACUUUAAUUGUGUAUUUUCCAACAAAAAAGAAACUGAAAAAUGGUGGCAAAAAAUAACUCCGUUAAUUGGACUUAUAAUAAUGAGUUUAUUGAUAUCUAUGGAAAUAAUGAAAAUCAUUCAAGUAAUAUCCAUCAGUAUUACUUAUGCGGCUGGAAUAUUUACCGCAAUGCUGUCAGGAAUGCUUUGUAUGUUUAAGGCAGUAAGAUGUUGGACUCAUCGAAAAGAACUUUUUGAUUUUUUACAACAACUCAAAGCUUCUUGGGAAUCAGCAUACUCAAAUAAAUUUUUAACCAAAGAUGAAUUAGACAGUGCGCGUUAUUCACGAUCAUUGAGAAAUUAUGUGAUGGUUUUAGUAUUUUCAUUAGCAUUUAGUUAUGCCUAUCCAGUUUAUGUAGGAAUUGUCAAACAUUUUGUAUACCAUCCAGAGGAAUACUUUUUUACAUUCUCACGAAUAAUGUAUCCAGUUAAGUAUCCGUUUAAGAUAAACACAUUUUCAAAAUAUUUCGCGUGUCUUUUCUUCGAACAAGUAUCGGAAAUUUUGGCUAUUGUUUAUUGGCUGUGUGGAGAUAUACUAUUCAUCCAAUUAACAACACAUGUUAGUAUUCAAUGCAAGGUAUUAAUAAAUAGAUUAAAUAAUUUCAAUAAGGAUAAUACUUCUAGUGAAGAAGAAAACUGUCAGCAAUUAAUAAAUAUUAUUUCACAACAUAAUCAAUUGUUUUUACUUUGUAAAUGGCUUCAAAGAUUUUUUAGUCCUAUUGCGUUCUUCGUUACAUUAAUUAAUGGAUUAAACCUCUGCUUUUCAUUAUAUCGAGUCGAUCAACAAAUUAGCCAGGGAAAUUGGAGUCAUCUCAUCGAAAAUACAAUACACUUGGUAAAUGUUUUUGGACAGACUCUUUUGUACUGCAAACAAGCUGACAUGCUAACUGAAAAACUUGGUGAAGUAAAUAAUGCAAUUUAUUGUUCUAAUUGGAUUCAAUUGAAUAAGAAAUUAAAACUGAUACUAUUAAUCAUGAUGAGACGGGCCCACAAAGAAUAUCGUUUUACGGUUUAUGGAAUUAUUACUCUUAAUCUUGCUCAAUUUUCAAAGAUUGUUAACACAGCGAUGAGCUACUUUACACUGCUAAGAAGUAUUGGUUGAUGCGAUGUUUUAUUGCCUGAACAAAACAAAAAAUUAAAUAGUUGCCUUUAUAAUUAAAUUGUAAUGAAACUGAUUUAUUAAAAUUGAUA
Molecule: messenger RNA, 1802 nt
Organism: Cotesia glomerata
Lineage: Eukaryota; Metazoa; Arthropoda; Insecta; Hymenoptera; Braconidae
Product: odorant receptor 82a-like
Exons: 8
Coding region: 481-1713 (410 amino acids)
Biological process (GO): sensory perception of smell; detection of chemical stimulus involved in sensory perception of smell
Cellular component (GO): plasma membrane
Molecular function (GO): odorant binding; olfactory receptor activity
Source: RefSeq, a predicted model, not a curated record